Molecule: messenger RNA, 472 nt
Organism: Tupaia belangeri chinensis (Chinese tree shrew)
Lineage: Eukaryota; Metazoa; Chordata; Mammalia; Scandentia; Tupaiidae
Gene: SPMIP10
Product: sperm microtubule inner protein 10
Exons: 3
Coding region: 33-437 (134 amino acids)
Biological process (GO): flagellated sperm motility
Source: RefSeq, a predicted model, not a curated record
UCCACCUGAGAAUCUCAUCACUGCUGGCAGUCAUGGCCUCCGGGAAAGACACUUGUCCUACCUUACCGAAGCUCGCCACCACCUGCUCCGCUGAGAAUUCAAACAAACCGGUUACCAGGUAUGAGGCUAUUCAUUUACCACGGUUUUCAUUAAAGCAAGGGAUGAUCCCAAGACGGUAUGUGAUGCCUUGGAAAGAAAACAUGAAAUUCAGGAAGGUGAAUCUGAAGCACGCGGACGUGUGUGGGAUCCACGCUGGCCCUUUGGAAGACUCUCUGUUUUUGGAUCACAGCGAAAGGCUUUGCCACGGGGAGGACCGUAAAGUUGUCUUGAGGAAAGGUCCGCCAGAAAUAAAAAUCGCAGACAUGCCUUUGCAUUCGCCUCUCUCCAAAUACCAAAGCACCGUAAUUUCCCACGGCUUCCGGAGGCGACUGGUCUGAUGACCAAAGAAUAAAGUGAUAAAGUGUUUCGUCUC